AUGUCCAGCCAGAGCACUCAAGAUCGUACUAUUCUUGAGUUGAUUUCCAGGAUUGAGCGCCUUGAGCUUCGGGUUUCAGGACUCGAAUCUUUUCAGUUUGAAGUUGUGCAGGCUGAGGUUGAGGAGCAGUGGGAACCAGUGCCAAUUCAGUCCGGGCCGACCGCGUCCGGCGAUUUGUCCACAGGCCCCAUUAGCGAGACUGUUGUGCAAGGUGAAGCGCUUCCGUCUGAGGUUGAUGCCGAGAGGUUGGCCAUUUUGAACUCCAUCGGUCGUUGGGUUGCCCGUGCUUUGCAGAACAACAUCACCGGCUCGUCAGGACGUGAUCAGUUGCCUGAGCCAAGUCAGCAUUAUUUGGGCCCUGAGGCAGGUGAUCUGCCCUUUCGACCUGAGAGUGUGUUUCUUUUGCAGCCUGACGGCACGGCCGAUCCUUUCUACCAGAUCGGUUUGAUUCGUUUGCUUGCACCCGGUGGGGCCGAAGAGCCCGACCCAGUUCCAGUCAUUCUAAUUACUCAUGUGCAAGGAAAGAUUUUAGCUGCUGUACCUUUCAGUUUUUGGCACCGUUCCGUAGCCCGAAGAAAGCUACCGCCUCAAUCCUUUUCGAAAGCUGCUUCUGUUUCCGUCGGUUCAGUGUUAGAUGUUGAUCGAGAAGUUCCGAUAGAAGGCACCUACAUCAAGAUUUGGAUAGGUUUCCUGUCGGAAGAACUGAUCCAAUGUCUCGAUUUCGUGAGUGUUCAGUCGGCCGAGCUAGAGAACGCCUUCCUCACCGAACAGGAGGUAGGCGAGCAUGUUCCUUUGGCCGAAGCUCUUCAGACAGUAGCAGACGAGAAAUUCAGUUUCCUGUCGGCCGAAUCCGGAGGGCCCGAUCUUGGGAAGAGCAGUCAGGAGAAGCGGAUUGCCCGUGUCAAAGAGGCCCUAGUCGAGAUGAAGGCUCUCCUACAUCAGUUUGCCCAAACCAAGGCUCGACCGGAGAGCCCGGCUCCUGCAGCAAAGGUCCGGGUGACGUUCAAGCCGCCUACUCAGAUUCCGCCAGAGAAUCCAAUAGCUGGGCUGGACCCUCAUGUGGUGCAAUCAGCCCUCCGGGCAGGAGUCUCUCAGGUGCAGUUGGAGGAGCUGGGACGUAUGCUGACCGGAAAGAAGCCAGAUCUAGCGGAUGUUGCUCGCCCCUCUGCUUUGCGGAAGCCGGCUCGCUUGGAUGUGUUGGGAGAAAGCGACGAAGAAGGCGAGGCCCCCACCGAGCCCGGGGGGGAGUUGAAGCCGAGCGCCGAGGAGCUCGAAAACCCCAUGCAAUCAUCCUUGCUAAAGCUCACCAGCAUUCUGGAGCACCUCACAAGCCCUACAGAGAAGCGGCGCAGUCUCCAAGACACUUUAGACGAUUCAGAAAUAAUGAGAGAUUGCCCAGAAGAGCUCUGUGGUGUUCUGGAGAAAAACACGCUGCACGAUUGUGGUGCCCCGGAACUUGGUCCGGGUCUAGGUAUCAUGACAGCCACGUUCAGAGGAUGGGCGGAGCAUCGAUCGAGAGUGCCGAACAUUCAAGGCACGGUCCGCACCCUUUGGGCUAUUUGUGGAGCUCUCGAUGCUCUUCGACAGAAUCGCAUUGCGGAGGCAAAGGCUCGGCUGAGUCUUCUGGUUGCUGCCAUCGAUCAAGUCUCUUACGACAAAGGGUCGUGGUUGCUGGGUGCGGAGGUCUUGCUCGAGGAUGGACCCCCCUUUGGAAGUUUCAGCAAACAUCAAGCCCCGGAGAUCUUCGAGGUUCAUCACUCCCGACUUCUGCCAGCACAAUGGGCAGAGGCCAUGAUGUUUCGAAUCAGGGAGCUGGACGAUUUUGCAGAGAAACGGGCGAAGUUGGGAAAGCGCCAGAUUCAGAACGAUGCUCCAACGGGCGCUCCGCCCGCCAAACCAGACAAGCCGAAGCCGAAAGCGAAAAACAAGGGCAAAGGAAAGGGAGAGACGCAGGAGGAGAGCAAUCAUCCUCCUGCGGGCAGCAGCAAUUGA
Messenger RNA from Durusdinium trenchii, 1992 nucleotides. The record is from the annotation of a GenBank genome assembly. NCBI's taxonomy places the organism in Eukaryota, Dinophyceae, Suessiales, Symbiodiniaceae.